AAUUUCUCCCAAAGUGCCGGCCACUAAAAAGGCAGCCAAUCAUCGGCGGAAGAGACUCGAAGAAUAAGAACAAGAAAAAAAAGCGUUAGCGGGAUCCUCGGAGGUGUGACCUGAGAUCACGAAACAAACAAUCUCCUACUCGACCAUUCAUCACACCAUGUGGAGAAGAAUCGUCACCUCUCAUCUCAAAACCCUAGCCGCCGAUGUCGCCGCUGCUUCUCCUCGUCGAUCCAUAACCACCACUACCGCGAGACAACACGUUGGCUUCCAUCACGCCGCCAAUCCCGCUUCUUCUUCCGUCAUCCCUCGCUGUUUCAGCUCUGAAUCAGUAGAGACAAUAGCGAAGAAGAAGGUGGAGGAUGUUAUGCCCAUUGCAACUGGACACGAGAAGGAGGAGCUUCUAGCUGAACUUGAGGGGAAGAGGCUGCUUGACAUUGACUUCCCAGAAGGUCCUUUUGGGACUAAGGAAGCUCCUGCUAUAGUAAAGUCCUACUAUGACAAGCGAAUUGUGGGAUGCCCUGGUGGUGAAGGCGAGGAUGAACACGAUGUUGUGUGGUUCUGGCUGGAGAAAGGGAAGUCUUUUGAAUGCCCGGUCUGCACUCAGUACUUUGAGCUAGAAGUGGUUGGUCCAGGUGGGCCUCCCGAUGGUCACGGUGAUGAAGAAAAUGAGCAUCACCACUGAUUCCACAGCUUCUCACUUAGCCGCGUGUUUUACUUUCUGUUUCAUAUAUUUUUACAAUUUUUUACUGGAAUAAAAAAAUUCCACCGUUGGUGAAAAAUGUUUUUGAUCGUUUUAGAACAACACUUAAUGCAACGACUCCUUUGAGAACAA
This is a messenger RNA of Raphanus sativus (radish), 832 nucleotides long. Its product is annotated as cytochrome c oxidase subunit 5b-1, mitochondrial. The record is from RefSeq and is a predicted model, not a curated record. Gene Ontology annotation, biological process: mitochondrial electron transport, cytochrome c to oxygen. NCBI's taxonomy places the organism in Eukaryota, Viridiplantae, Streptophyta, Magnoliopsida, Brassicales, Brassicaceae. Gene Ontology annotation, cellular component: mitochondrial envelope. The transcript has 6 exons. The coding region runs from base 158 to 682 and encodes 174 amino acids.